GCCAUUUCACCGGGCACCGCGGACGAGGGUGUGCCCGGGAAUGGAAUUUGACCCUCUGACGCACCCUGGAUCGAUUAAAUCAUUCCACCGAGUCCCUGAGCUUUCGCUCCUCAUCGCCAGAGGUACAAAGUGCCCGCAAGGUUUGCCCCCCCAAGGGAGGGUACGGCUGGUGCUCUCCGGGAGGAGUUGGCAGGGAUGGUGUAAGCCCGCCGGCCACACGCAAAUCCUACCGCUGUGCGAACUGCGAGACAGCGGCGGGCUGAGCUGGAGCAGGAGGAGUUAGUCAGGGGCUGAGUCACGAUUAGGUUUGCCCGCGGGAUGACAUCUAAGGAUGCUUCAGGUAAAGCUAAUAGUAACUGGAGAUGACUUCGGCUAUUGCCCUCGGAGAAACCAAGGCAUCGUCGACUGUUUCCUGGCUGGUGCGGUAUCUAAUGUGUCCCUUCUAGUCAACGGAAGUGCUGCAGCAGAUGCAGCCAAGCUAGCAAGGAGAUAUAAUAUCCCAAUAGGCCUGCAUGCCAACCUCUCUGAGGGCUCUCCUGUAUGUGAGGUGCUCAAGACAAACUCUUCUCUGCUCAACCAAGAUGGAUUCUUCCAUGGAAAAAUGGGAUUCAGAACAGCUCUAUCAAAAGGUCUCCUGAAUAUGUCAGAGGUGAAGCAGGAGCUAAAGGCCCAGGUGGAGCUGUUCCAUGAGCUGACAGGUCACCUACCUCCUCACAUGGAUGGGCACCAGCAUGUCCAUGUUCUCCCAGAGGUCAGACAUGUAUUUGCAGAGGUGUUAGAGGAAUAUGGGAUUAAGUACACACGUGUCCCCAUAGAGCCAGGCCUCCAUAACUGUGACUGGAUUCCACCAUCCCUGAUGGACUUUUACCUGGGAGUAGAAGAAGAUUCUUUUAACACAGUGGAUGUGUUUACAAAGCAUGGAAUAAGGUGGCCAGACAUUUACAUAGGCCUGAGCACCAUGGGCAGGAACAUGUCUGUCAGCAGCAUCCGCAGCGCCAUCGACAGCGCCGUGCUGCAGCUCAGGGCCAAGGCAGCGCAGAGCGGCACGGUGACCAUCGAGCUGAUGGUGCACCCGGGCUACCCCAGCGUCCCACCCGUCGGUGGCUGUGGGGAAGGACCAGAUGAUUUCUCACAGUCCUGGGAACGCCUCCAUGAACUCCAGACGUUAAUGAAGCCAGAGCUGCAGAGCCAUUACAAAAGCAGGAAUAUUCAGCUGUGCUCAUUCAAAGAUCUUUAAAUAAAUGAGCAGGCAUUCAUGCAUCCAUUCUCUGAAGACACUGAUGUCCAGAGAAGCCAGAUCACUGUUACCAGUGUCACAGGCUCUGGUACAGCUCACAGGAGCUGUGAACAGCCUGGGAAUGGACACCACCACCCUGUGAGCAGCUCCAGGCAGUACCCCAGAGCCCCAGCUGCCAGUUUUAAGGCCACAACAUCUGCUCAAAAUGUGCCAAACUCCUGUGACACCUCCUGCACAGUGCUCCAGUGCAGCACACACUCCCAGGGCUCAGUUCCUGCCAGCAAAGGAGCAGCACAGGCACAGACUUGGCUGUGAGACACCGCAGCACAGCACACAGCACCCGGAGGGGCCUGAUCAUUUCUCCUUUCAGACUUGAUAGCAAAACAAGAACCCUGCUGGGGAGCGGAUGCUGCUUUGAAGCACCCACUCAGUGUAGGCCACCCACAGGAGACCCGGACCUUCAGCAUUUGGUUCUCUGAAAGCAGCCAGUCCCUGCCCCUCCACUCGUACCUGCUCACCGGCAGUGAGGGCUGCAGGGACGCGUCAACCUCAGAGCCUUCCUCUGGUCGGAGCAGUCGGGUCACACGUGGCCCCGUGGGGUCUGCAGCCACCUCAGCCGGCAGGAAUUGUCUCUGCCUGUUUACGUUGCCUCUUGGUGUUAAGCCCCGCCUAGGAAAGUAACAUCAGCUGUAGCCCUUUAAGGAGAGGCCUCUUAUUUUUGGGAUGACUUUGCAGGAGCAGCGACUGUUGAUCCAUCUGCUAUUUCAGUAACUGCUGUGUAUGAGAGCAGCAGCAGCUGGUCCUGCACCGCCCACUGCCCCUCAGGACAACCAUGAGCAUGGCUGCGAGUGGAGAAUGUCCCUGUAUUUGUCCCUUUUAUUCCUGUCACCAGAGCAUUCGAACUCCAACAAGCCCCAGUAGUGCUGAUAGGUUCUUAACUGCAGCCCUGUCAUUCCUGUAAGGACUUUCACAUGGGGAAAAAAUAUUGUAGAUUGUUUAUACUCAAUUCUCUGCACAAGAGUGAUCUAUUUAACAUAAUUGGUUUUGUUAACAAUAUUUUUUAAUAUAAAAUCAUCAUUAUUCUUUUAAAUAAAAAAUAAACUCAGACCUUUUCUAUUGCAA
This is a messenger RNA of Lonchura striata (white-rumped munia), 2359 nucleotides long. RefSeq names its product YdjC chitooligosaccharide deacetylase homolog (gene YDJC). Lineage: Eukaryota; Metazoa; Chordata; Aves; Passeriformes; Estrildidae. Gene Ontology annotation, biological process: carbohydrate metabolic process. The record is from RefSeq and is a predicted model, not a curated record. Gene Ontology annotation, molecular function: deacetylase activity.